This is a messenger RNA of Darwinula stevensoni, 919 nucleotides long. The record is from the annotation of a GenBank genome assembly. NCBI's taxonomy places the organism in Eukaryota, Metazoa, Arthropoda, Ostracoda, Podocopida, Darwinulidae.
AGGCUUGGUUGAGUGAUUUUCCCUAUUGAACACAUUCCACCAUUCAAUGAAAAUGAGCUCAACUAGCAGGAGACUCCUUCUCUUCUCCAAUUCUUCAAUGGCUGGUGAAGAAUACCUACAAUUCGCUUCCUCCUUGAUCAACCAAUUCAAAGAUGGAUGGGGAAUGUCCAAGGCUCUUUUCAUCCCAUAUGCAUUGAGGACUCAUGAAGACUAUACAGAAAAAGUGAAGAAGGCCUUUCAUCCCUUUGGGAUCGAAAUUGAGGGGAUCCACAAGGCCGAAGAUCCAGUCGCAGCAGUGCGAAGCGCCAAGGCCAUCUUUGUGGGAGGGGGGAACACCUUCCAGCUCCUCAAAGGCCUCUACGAUCAUAAACUCAUCGAUCCCAUCAGGAAAUCUGUCUUGCAGGAAGGAGUGCCCUACGUGGGGUGGAGCGCGGGGUCCAACGUGGCGACGGCGAGCAUCUGCACGACGAACGACAUGCCGAUCGUCCACCCGCCCAGCUUCCACGCCCUCGCCCUGGUGCCGUUCAAUAUCAACCCGCACUUCGUGGACGCCGACCCCAACUCGACGCACAUGGGGGAGACGAGGGAGCAGCGGAUCGAGCAAUACCACGAAAUCGAGGGGAUGCCGCCGGUGCUCGCACUGAGGGAAGGAUCCUUCCUCGAAGUCCACGACGACUCCGCCUUUCUGCGUGGACGCUCGGGUGCCAAACUGUUUCGCACAGGGAAGCCAGUAGAAGCAUUUGAACCAGAGGCGAACCUGAGUUUCCUCCUGGAGUCAUCAUGAAUCCUGGACCACUCCCUCAUGAGAAGAUGGACUUGGUGGACCAAAAGAAUUUUGCUUUAUUGCAGACGGAACAAAAACAAUGCAGAAAUCUUGAUUUGCCAAAAAAAAUGGCCAAUGAUUUGUCCCACAAUCCCC